CACCAACAACUCAGUUUCAUGCUUAGGAUAGUCGUGAUAAUAUCCAACGAAUAAUUGAGCAUUUGUUAUUGAUAAGUUCUUCCAAUUGGUAAAAUUAAUAAGGUAGGUCACUAUAUUUCAGUAUUGAAUCGGCUGAUGCCAUUUGUUGGUCUUUGGCGUGGUUGAAGCUUGUAAAGUUGCGAGGCUGCAUACUCGCGAAACUUAAAGAAAAUUCUAGGCGAUUCUCACAACAUCGCGUACGAUCGUGAGACCAAUGGCUAUUUCUCGACAACGAGAGUAAGCAUCAUAUCGAAUAACAAUGCAUAACUCAAUUUUAGUCGAACCAUCGAUUCUCUUCCAGAUGGCUUUGGAUCGUUCCAAUGAUGAUUCAAUCGUGACUCCAUAGGAAUCUGAUGAAGAUUGUAGAAUAUACUCGACUCAUGACUUUGCAGGACUUCUCAAUUAUUUAAGGAGUCUUAGACAUCGCAAGAGUCUACUUCUCUCUUUCACCAGAUCAGACACAAAUCAGAACACAAUAACAAACGCAUACAAACAAAACAUUCUAUCUACGCAAAUCUCAUACUCGCGCUCUUACAAGAGUAAAUCCUCAAGACUCAUCAACGCUCUAAACAUUUGGAAUACUUUAUAUAUAUAAUACUUCAAACCAAUUACCACUACUACAAGUUCACUUCAAGAACAACUUCCACACAACAACAACAUUCAAAAUGUCGAUGUUCGGACCUCGAUUCUACUCUUCCGCUGAGCCCAACUUCACCGGCCUAUUCCGUCUAAUCGACGACUUCGACCGGUAUGCGGGACAGAGCGAAUCCGGCAACAAUCAACAGGGCGGCCGACACCACAGCCGACACGUGCCGACAUUCACUCCCAAGUUCGACCUGAAGGAGACCGAGAACGCCUUCGAACUCCACGGAGAGCUGCCGGGUGUCGAUAAGGACCAGGUGCAAAUCGAGUUCACGGACCCGCAGACCAUCGUCAUCCGCGGCCGCGUCGAGCGCACCUACACAUCCGGCACCCCUCCCGCCGGCCUCCUAGAGAAGGGCCAGGAAUCCCGCGGCGCCAUCGCCGACAAGGAACACCACGAGAAGGCCCACAAGCCGACCGUCGAGGACGCCCCCGAGGAAGGCGGCAGCAAGAGCAAGGCCGUCGCCGAGACCGACAAGAACAAGGCCGCCGCCGAGCAGCACCACAAGAACCAGCAGCCCGCCCACAAGUACUGGGUCUCCGAGCGCAGCGUCGGCGAGUUCUCCCGAACCUUCCAGUUCCCCACCCGCGUCGAUACUGACAACGUCAGCGCCUCCCUCAACAACGGCAUCCUGACCGUUGUCGUCCCCAAGGCCAAGAAGCCCGAGGGCCGCCGCAUCCAGAUCAACUAAGCGGUGUCUUGUGUCUAACCAACUUUACAUUCUCUUCUUCAACUUUUUUUAAUUUGUUCUUGCUACACGUUCCUUUUUUCUCCUCCAUGGAAGGAAGAUACGACCUCACGACUUUAUUACGUUUUUUUUAACACUUAGCACGGAGUUGAUGGAAAAAAUGGGAGGGAAAAAUUGAUAGGGAUCCUUCUCAGAGGAAAGAGAAAAAAAAACUGAUGAUGAUGAUGGAUGGAUGGAUGGCCCGCAGUGGGUUUUCUUGAGCUUUUCUGGUGGUUCCUAACGAGCUGAACGACAAGUUUGCUUUUGAAGAGAUGCUUCGCUCGGGAUCAACUGUAUUGUUAUAAUCCAGAUAAUACAAAUAAAAAUUAUUAAAAAAAAUCUCUUAUUGUGUUCUGACAGAUAGAUGCCUUGGUGACUUGACUUGACUUGACUUGACUGUAAUAAUCCCCCCCUUAAUUGAUUCGGUAUAGGUCCUAAGCGGGAAUCAUACGGCGGAGGUAAGCACUCU
Molecule: messenger RNA, 1878 nt
Organism: Daldinia caldariorum
Lineage: Eukaryota; Fungi; Ascomycota; Sordariomycetes; Xylariales; Hypoxylaceae
Product: small heat shock protein
Exons: 1
Coding region: 705-1373 (222 amino acids)
Biological process (GO): protein folding; response to heat; protein complex oligomerization
Source: RefSeq, a predicted model, not a curated record